Molecule: messenger RNA, 2351 nt
Organism: Saccostrea cuccullata (small rock oyster)
Lineage: Eukaryota; Metazoa; Mollusca; Bivalvia; Ostreida; Ostreidae
Exons: 12
Molecular function (GO): Notch binding; calcium ion binding
Source: RefSeq, a predicted model, not a curated record
GUUUUAUGGGCACAACUUUGCGUUCUCCAUGGUCCCUCUUGGCAAUGCUCCAAUGCCAGGUCCAGUUACCAUUACAUACCCAGACAGUGUGGGUCAUGUUUCUACAGGAAAUAGAACAAUGUUACUGCAUUGGAAUCCAGUUAUGCAGUACUGGGAGAUUUCCAGCAGGACCUGUAAACAUCUCCCUCCAGAAGAACAAGAAGUUUUUGAUGCUGUCAAACAAACCAUGACUGUCAAGGUGUGUGAUACAUAUGCAGAAAAUAAAUAUGAUAAAACCAGGAGCCGUAGAAGAAAAAGAGCUACAAAGGAGACAAACAGUUACCUUCACAAAGAAACCAUGUUUAUAUUAUCUGUAACUAAGGCCUCCAUUUACAAUUAUCCUCCCCUGUUAGACUGCCAAACUGAGGUUAACAUCAUGGAAGACUCAGGAACUUUACACUACCAGUUAUCAGCACUAGAUGAAGAGGGAGAUCCAAUCAUCUUUAAUCUCUUAAACCAAUCCGUAAAAGGACAGCUCUCUUUGUCAAGUGAUGGGUUCUUGGUCUAUACUCCAUGUUUGGACAGUUCUGGUAAUGAAACAAUAGGCAUAAUGCUUACAGAGAAUCAGACCAACCCAGAAAUUCCAGCAGCCAGUACAAAGAUAGCCAUCAACAUCCACAUCCAGUCCAUCAACGAUCCUCCGUCUGUGUUCUUGACAGUGAAUGGUUCAUCACUGCUGAACAAAGAUCCAACAGAGGAUGUUGUUAUUUUACUUGAAGCUGUGAAUGACUUCAUUUCCAAUGAAACAAGGCACUGGAAGGCCAGACUUGGUGCUUAUGAUGUUGAAAAAACUGAUACACUGAAAUUUGUCAUGUCUAAUCCCCUCAAUCUAAACAUAUCAAUAACUGAAGAAAGUAAUCAAGUGCCACAACUCUUGAAAUAUUGCAAUAUUUCUGACAAACUUUGGCCCGCAAUGAUGCCUUGUGCAGAAAACUUCAGUGACAGUCUCCCACACGCAGCUUCUGAUUUGACCUGGUUGACAUAUGUUGUCCAGUUUACACAGCCCAGGAAUCAGUUUGGCAAUUACACUUUUAGUUUCUAUUUUGAGGACAGCUCUAAUGGAACUUCUUCUCCUGUGAACAUUAAAUUUGGUAUAAUGGAGAUGCCUUGUCACAACAGUGGAACUUGUCAAGCUAAAGGAAUCUACCCCUGUAAUGAUACCCACAGGACCCACAGCUUUGAGGCCUACUACAGAUGUCAGUGUACCGGAGGAUACCAGAGUAGAUACUGUACAGAGGACAUCAAUGAGUGUCUCAGUGACCCGUGUGAACCUCCCUUUGUCUGUUACAACAAUCAGAACAGCUACCACUGUGCCUGUCCCCCAGAAAACCCCAACUGUGAAAUAGUUAUAUGGAUGGUAGUCGUCAGUGUGUUCAUAGUGGUCAUCAUCCUGGUACUGAUAGGAAUAGCUGUCUACAGAUACAGGACGCAAAGAGGAAACACUUCAACAACAUCGAUUCCAUCUCAACUAGACUUCACAGACUCACAUCAGGAACAUGACCACAACUAUCCAGAAGAGGGGGAGGACUUUUUUAACAUGAAGCCUCGUUAUCUUGACCAAGAAAAGACUAUUCCUUGGGCAUUUCUUCAAAGCAAAAGUAAUUCCCAGCCCUUUGUUGAAGAUGAAUAUGACAAUGAGGAUUUUUCUGAAGAUGAUGAUGAUGAUGAUUUACCAUGUGAUGAAGAUGAUUACAAUGAAUCUUUUGACAUGGAACAUGAUGAUGAUGAUCAGUCGUUCAUACAUCCUCCACCAAAUUUGAGCUAUCCGUCAUUCAUUGAAAUGCAGAACUUGAAAUAUUACCAGCGCCAUAGAAAAACAACAUUUGAACCACUGGUACCAACAGCAUCUGAUCAAGACCAGCCUUUAACCACAACAGAGAGGAGACAUUCUUUGAGAAAUAGAAGAGUGAGUCCAAGUCCACAUUCGGUAUCUACUAUUGUAUCAGCUGGUCCACAUAAAAGAAAAUACAUCAAUGAAUCUGUCCAAUGUUUACAAGACAUCCAAGAUGAAAAGGAUACUAGCAAUGAUGAAACGAAUGAAAUGUCACCAACUCCCAAGAAAGAUUCGAUGGAUAAUGGCAUAGUGAUUGAUCCAGACCACCUUACACCCAAACCUGCAUGGAGUACAACAUUGGAUACCAGUGAAGAACAAUCAGAGGUCUGAAAAUAGAGGAUUGUAACUUGUGACCAUGACAGGAUUUUACAAUUCUUGUGUUUAUAUAUGACUGAUCACAUAUUCUGUUGAUAUAAUUCUUUGAUACAUGUACAUAGUUAAAUGUUUUUUUAUUUUUUUUGUUUUGAAGACAUUUUCU